CGAGUGGGAGACGAGCCGCACGAGGCCCGACGCGGCGAGCAGUGCGGCGGGCGUGUUUGGCGGCUUGAUGCUCGGCGCUACUGCCCUCGCAGGACCCGCCUCGCCGUCCGGGACGAGGGUCGCUCCCCUCCCGACCCGUCCGGGCUACAACUUGUCGCGCUACUCGGCGCCCAACGUCAACGAGUCGUCGCGAGCGUCGGCCAAGCCCUCCUCGAUCGCCCUCCCACCCUCGCCCGCCGUCGCUCCUUCUCGACGCACCCUCUCCCCACCACCCUCAACCCGCCUCUCGCCGCCGCACUCGCCCGGCGUCAUGCUCAGAGCUUCACCGACGCCGAGCCGCAAGAGCUUGAGCGACAUGGUGCGCGAGGAGGAGGAGAAGGACCAGGGCGAGCCGACGUUGAGGGAGAGGAGGCGGCAGGGCAGGAGGGCGCGGCGGCGGCGCAAGGCGCGCGAGAAGGAGCUCAAGCGGCGGCGCGUCUUUAUCAAGGAGCACGUCGCGGCCAUCCUCGAGCGGCAGCAGUUCAUCCUCAAGCUCGCGAGGGCGUUCAUGAUGUUUGGCGCGCCGUCGCACCGCCUCGAAGCGCAGAUCCAGGCGACGGCGAGGGUCCUCGAGCUGCCGCACUGCACGGCCAUGUACCUCCCGGGCGUCCUCCUCGUCAACUUUGGCGACCCCGCGACGUGCACCUCGGACAUCAAGUUCCUCAAGCAGGCUGCAGGCCUCGAUCUCGGCAAGCUCAAGGCGUCGUACUACGUCUACAACAAGGUCAUCCGCGACAAGGUCUCGGUCGCCGACGCGGCCACCCAGCUCGACGACUUGAUGACCUCGCCGCCCAAGUACAGCCUCGUCAAGAACGCCGUCAUCGGCGGACUCGCCGGCGCCUUCAUCAUGCCUUCAGCCUUCAACGGCAGCUUCAUCGAUUGCCUCGCCGCCAUCCCGCUCGGCAGCCUCCUCGUCAUCGUCCAGGUCCUCCUCGCCCGCAACGACAUGUACUCGUCCCUGUUCGAGAUCGUCAUCGCGUGCGUCAACGCCAUGGUCGCGGGCGCCUUGACGCGCACGAACCAGUUCUGCUUCUACGCCGUCGCGAGCGGGUCUAUCGUCCUCAUCCUGCCCGGCUUCAUCACGUUGUGCGCCGCCCUCGAGCUCGCCAACCGGUCUAUAACGUCGGGCGCGGUCCGCCUCACGUACGCGGCGCUGUACUGCCUGUUCCUCGGGUUCGGCCUGUCGCUCGGCGCCGAGAUCUACGUGCGCGUCGCCCGGUCCGAGAUCAUCAACGGCGCCGACUACACGUGCUCGUACCUGCGCGACGGCGCGCCGUGGUGGCGGCAAAACAUCCCCAAAUGGUGGUACUUCUUGACGAUCCCGUCGUUCCUCCUCUGCAUGGCGCUCAAGAAUGGGCAGCCGCUGUUCCGCCGCGACACGCUCGCCAUGGUCGUCAUCGGUAGCGCAGGCUUCUCGGCCAACUUCUUCUCUGGGUGGGAGUUCAAGAACCAGCCCGCGCUCACCUCGUUCAUCGGCUCGUUCGUCGCCGGCAUCCUCGGCAACACCUGGAGCCGCCUCACGCGCGAGUCUGCCUUCGUCGUCAUGAUCGUCGGCAUCUUUGUCCAACUCCCGAGCGGGCUGGCCAACGGCGGCCUCUUGCGCUUCGCGGCCGACUCGUCGAGCAACGGCCAAGGUUACGGCACCGCCAUCGACGCGGCGGCGGGCUUGAUCACGAUCGUCAUCGGCAUGACGGUCGGCCUGUUCCUCGCCGCCGCCGUCAUGAACCUCUUGUCUCGCCGAGGCAGGCGAAGAGGAGCACACCUGUCGACCUUCUGAGCGUGCUCCCUGCUCCUCCCCCCUUGUCAUUCCCUCGCAUUCUCUCCUCUCUGUGCGUCAGUACACUCGUCGUCUGUUGGACCUUUAGACCUGCACCACUUUUUAUCGUAGAAGCCUCGCCGUAGAAGACUAUCCCUGCAUCUCGCACGUUCCCUGCC
Messenger RNA from Rhodotorula graminis WP1, 1974 nucleotides. RefSeq lists its product as uncharacterized. Lineage: Eukaryota; Fungi; Basidiomycota; Microbotryomycetes; Sporidiobolales; Sporidiobolaceae. The transcript is spliced from 6 exons. Gene Ontology annotation, molecular function: transmembrane transporter activity. The record is from RefSeq and is a predicted model, not a curated record. The coding region runs from base 68 to 1816 and encodes 582 amino acids. Gene Ontology annotation, biological process: transmembrane transport.